Messenger RNA from Prunus armeniaca (apricot), 1242 nucleotides. The record is from the annotation of a GenBank genome assembly. Lineage: Eukaryota; Viridiplantae; Streptophyta; Magnoliopsida; Rosales; Rosaceae.
AUGUCAGUUCAAUCUGCCAAAGCAGCCUCUGAGUUUUUCAAAAACCAUGACCUCUCAUUUGCAAACCGCACCAUAAAUGAAGCUUGCCGGGUUUAUGACUACCACAAGGGGUCAUUGGCUCUAGCCCCUUACGGCUCACACUGGCGGGUGUUGAGGCGGCUUUUGACGGUUGACAUGGUCGUAAACAAGCGCAUCAACGAGACCGCCUUCUUUCGAAGAAAGUGCUUUGACAACUUGCAGUUGUGGAUAGAAGAGGAAGCCUCUAAGCUCAAAGAAGGACAUGGAGUUCAUGUGGCUCGUUUUGUGUUUCUUAUGACUUUCAACCUUCUUGGGAACCUCAUGCUGUCUAGGGACUUGGUGGAUCCUAAGUCAAACGAAGGGUUGGAGUUCUUUAAGGCAAUGAAUGGACUGAUGGAGUGGAAUGGGGCUGCAAACAUGGCUGAUUGCUUUCCAUGGCUAAGGUGGUUGGAUCCACAGGGCUUGAAGAGGAAGAUGAAAAAGGACCUCGGAAAAGCUAUACAGAUUGCCUCUAAGUUUGUGAAGGAGCGCAUGGAAGCGAGAGGGGUGGGUAGAGAGAAAACUAGGGACUUCUUGGAUUUGUUGCUUGAAUUUGAAGGCAAUGGAAUUGAUGAACCAGACAAAAUUUCUGAACAUGAUCUCAAUAUUUUUAUACUGGAAAUAUUCAUGGCUGGUUCAGAAACAACAAGCAGCACCACAGAAUGGGCAAUGACAGAGCUGCUAUGCAACCCAGAGACAUUGAUGAAGGCCAAAGCCGAGCUCACUCAAGUGAUAGGUCCAAACAGAAAGAUUGAAGAGAGUGAUAUUGACAAUCUUCCCUAUUUGCAGGGUAUAAUUAAAGAAACACUAAGAUUGCAUCCACCAGUUCCAUUUCUACUACCAAGAAAGGCUAUGGAUGACACCAAAUUCAUGGGGUAUUUUAUACCAAAAGACACACAGGUUUUUGUGAAUGCUUAUGCAAUUGGAAGAGACCCAGAUGUGUGGGUUGAUGAGCCUAAUUCAUUCAAGCCUGAGAGGUUCAUAGGUUCAAAAAUUGAUUACAAGGGCCAACAUUAUGAGUUGAUUCCAUUUGGAGCUGGGAGAAGAAUGUGUGCAGGUGUGCCUCUGGCUCAUAGAAUGCUGCAUCUUACAUUGGGGAUGUUGCUUCACCAAUUUGAUUGGUCACUUGAUGGAAAUGUCACCAGAGACACUAUGGAUUGGAAGGACAAGUUGGGGGUACAAUGA